Molecule: messenger RNA, 1770 nt
Organism: Cornus florida
Lineage: Eukaryota; Viridiplantae; Streptophyta; Magnoliopsida; Cornales; Cornaceae
Product: receptor-like protein 7
Exons: 5
Coding region: 1-1770 (589 amino acids)
Molecular function (GO): protein binding
Source: RefSeq, a predicted model, not a curated record
AUGGGUGGUUCUUCACCAAUAUUAUUCUUGCACUACUUGCUCUUCUUCCUACUGAUCAUCACUACAUCUCAUUAUUUCAUGCUUGUUCACUCUUUCCCUUCUCUCCAGCAACAGAAGCCACUCUGCCACCACGAUGACAACUCUGCUUUGUUGCACUUCGGUCAAAGCCUUUCAAUUAUAAAGUCUAUACCAAUAUCUCUGGAUCUUCAGUUUAUCCAAAGGUUGCAUCGUGGAAUACUAGUAGCGGUGAUUACUGCUCAUGGGACGGUGUCACUUGUGAUGAUGACACUGCCGUACAAUUGGUUCAAUCACUCUCAAAUCCCAUCUGCUAUUGGACUUCUUUUGAGGUUACCUUAUCUCAAUCUCUCAUAUUCUGUAUUUGCUGGUCAAAUCCCUUUGGAAAUUUCAAAUUUAACCAAAUUAACUUCUCUUGAUCUCUCAAGAAAUUUAGUGGAGCUCCUUAAGCCUGGUCUAACAAGUUUAGUUCAGAACUUGAUGGAUUUAAAACAGCUUCACCUCAGUCGAGUAAAAAUAUCUUCUCAGUUUCUUAACGUGAAGGACAGUCCAGAUCUCAGCGGUUACUUGCCUGAAUUUCACAAGAGGAGUCCACUCAAGGAAUUGGGACUAUCAAGAACAAACUUUUCUGGAGUGGUGCCAAAUUCAAUUGGAAAUCUCCACUCCUUGAACAAAUUGGAUAUGUCACAAUGCAAUUUCACAGGGUCAAUUCCGUAUUCGUUUGGUAAUCUUGCAAAACUCCUUUAUUUGAGCCUUCUCGGAAGCAACUUUUUUAGAGAACUGCCAAAUUCAGUCGGACAACUUAAAUCCUUAAAUCAUUUGGAGAUGGUUAAAUACCUUCUUCCUUUGAUACCUUAUUCCUUAGGUAAUUUUACACAACUCCUAUAUCUUCGACUUUCUUCUAAUUUGUUGCACGGCCCAAUUCCCGAGUCAAUCUCUCGACUUAUGAAUUUGGAAGUUCUUUAUCUUGAUGGUAAUAACCUAAAUGGAAUAGUGGAGCUAGAUGUGUUUCUUACUCUGAAAAAUCUUACUACUCUUGAGCUCUCAAGUAACCAAUUAACAUUGUUCCCAAGUAGUUUCAUCAAUGCUACGCUUCCAAAGUUUAUGUACCUCGGUUUAAACUCAUGCAACUUAACUGAGUUCCCAGAUUUCUUGAAAACUAAAGAUGAGUUGUUGUCCUUAACCCUCAGCAACAACAAUAUUCAAGUCCCCCUGCCUACAUGGAUAUGGAACACGAGUACACAAACUCUUGAAACCCUUGACCUUUCUCAAAACCUUAUAACUGGCGCCUUUCUCGAACAUCCAGUAGGUCUUUUGUGGGACAGACUAUGGCUUUUAGAUCUUAGUUCUAACAUGCUACAAGGACCACUCCUCGUCCCAUCAUCAUCCAUCCAGUUUUACAAUGUUGCAAACAACAAACUGACAGGGGAGAUUCCCCAGCUGAUAUGCAAUGCGAGUUCUCUUCGUGUCCUGGAUUUAACUUAUAACAAUCUGAGUGGCACCAUUCCCCAUUGCUUGGCCAGUUUUUCUGAUUCUCUAGAGUUAUUGAAUCUUCGAAACAAUAAAUUACGUGGCCCCAUUCCUCAAACAUACAAGAAUGGAACCCAACUAAGAAUGAUCAACUUGAGUCAAAACCAAUUGGAAGGGCCAAUGCUAAAUUUGUUGGUCAAUUGUUCAAUUCUAGAGAGUCUUGAUCUUGGGAACAAUCAGAUCGAUGACAUUUUUCCCUUUUGGCUUCAAACACUUCCUGAAUAG